Labrus bergylta (ballan wrasse) is the source of this 2386-nucleotide messenger RNA. It is a transcript of the gene dnai4, whose product is annotated as dynein axonemal intermediate chain 4. Gene Ontology annotation, biological process: cilium movement. Lineage: Eukaryota; Metazoa; Chordata; Actinopteri; Labriformes; Labridae. The record is from RefSeq and is a predicted model, not a curated record. Gene Ontology annotation, cellular component: axonemal dynein complex. Gene Ontology annotation, molecular function: dynein heavy chain binding; dynein light chain binding.
CUAACGCGUUUUCCCUCAUUUAGGGUAGACAAAACAAAUAUGUACACCCAAGCGGAGAGCAAGAAGAAAGCCAGUCGUGUGCUUAACUCGUCUUCACGAGGGAUGACCAGUUCUGUUUCAGGCAUGCAUAAGGUCGGUAUGACUUCAAGAAACAAAUGGAGCUUCACAGGUUCACUGACCCGCAAAGGAUCCAUCCUGGCCGGUCACAGAAGCAGCAAACUGAGCAUCGUGGAUGACAGGAGUGAAGUCCCCAGAGCUGUUCAGGUCCUGGAUGACGAAGGCAAUGAUGUCACUCCUCUGCCCCUGUAUCAAGAAGAGCCAGGAGACAAGCUCAAGCAAGGCAAAUUCAUCCUGGAAGAAGUAUUUUCCAGUUUAAGAUCUGACCACUUAAAAUCCUCUUCCACCUUCAAUCUGCCCAAUGCCAGCUCGUACAUGGGAAGCAGCCCAACAUCAAGCAUGAGAGCAUCAAUGACCAAGGAGAGUGAGGAUAGUGUUCUAGACAUACCGACCCUACCUCCAGCUCCAUGGGAGGUCCCAAGAAAAAGAGAAAAUGUGGAACAACAGGUGACAGAAGAGAUGCUGGAUGAGGUAGUAGACGUAUUGCUCCAUGAGACAGACACCAUUACCCUGCUGGACAUGCCCAACAACUCUGUGUCAGAGGAUGCUGAGGAAGCAGAGGCCAUUGAAAAACAAAACAUUCAGUACGCCGAACUUUGCAAGAACAGAUUGGGAAACGAUAAGUAUGUGGACCGAUCAACACAGACAUUCAGCGAAGCACCAAAAAACAAACAGAACCAGUGUGACCAGAUAGUCACCCUGGAUGAAGGCACGAUGGCAACUGUCUGGGACAUCUAUGACUCUUUCUGUGAGAAAGAAGAAACACCUGAAAGUGAAGUGGCUGACUUCCCUGAUUGUGCUGUGAGUAGCAGUCAGGAGAGGAAAGAUGACAAGAGCAGCAGCAGCAGCACAGUCAUCACAGGUAGUACCGCUAGCUCACUGUUUGAGAAGGAAUCAUGCAGGAGUAGUUUAAAUGCAGAGCCCGACCCACAAGUGAUCACGAUGUCCGAGUCAUUCCAACACAGCUUAUUAGUGUUGGAGAGGAGUGUCAUGCUAAACCUCUUCCAACCCAAGCUGGCUGCUUAUAGACAGCUGCCCAUACUAGAAGAUCCUGACAGCACAGAGAAGCCUACAGCUGAGGAACAGAGAAAGGAGUGCGAGGAGAGCUCUUCAUCGCCAACUCUAGAAGCUCUUUGGUCUUUCAGCUGUGAGCUCACCAGAGGGUGCAACAUUACAACCAUGGCCUUGAACAAGGAGAACCCGGAUCUCCUGGCUGUGGGCUAUGGUGACUUUGUUUCCUUUAGCCAGAAACCAGGUUUUAUCUGCUGCUGGUCCCUCAAAAAUCCUUCGUGGCCCGAGCGUGUCUUCCACUGUCAUAGUAGCGUGACGUCCCUGGAUUUCUCAGCCAAAAACUCUGGUCAGCUAGCUGUGGGGAUGUAUGAUGGCACAGUGGCCAUCUAUAAUGUCACAUGUCUGAACAACAUGGCAUGUAUUGCCAGCAGCAGUGAGUGCUCUAAAAGGCACCUGCACCCAGUGUGGCAGGUGAGGUGCAUCAAACAAGAGAUGAAUCUGUCAGGACAGGGAAGUGUAGAAAAUGUCGUCUCUGUGUCGACAGACAGCAGGGUCUCCAAGUGGCUCCUCAGCAGCAACGCUCUCGACUGCAUAGACCUGAAGAAGCUAAAAAGAACUCAAAAUGUGAGGAAGACGGAAGAAAGUGUUUUGCCUGCAAUGACUCCUGGUCUGAGUAUUGACUUCCACCCAAAUGAUUCCAGUGUCUAUCUGGUGGGCACGUAUGAGGGACACAUCCACAAGUGCUCCAUCUCAGACAGUCAGCAUUCUGUUGGUACUUACAAAAAACACAUUUGCCCUGUGACCCACAUUGAAUGGUCUCCAUUUACUCCUGAUGUGUUCCUGAGCUGCUCCACUGACUGGAGCAUCCAGCUGUGGAGGCAGGACCUCUCCUCCCCUGUGCUGAGCUUCACAUCCACUCAGACGGCCGUCAAAAUUGUUAGAUGGUCUCCACGCUGGUCCACAGUAUUUGCAGCCGUCAAAGCAGAACAGCUGGAGCUCUGGGACCUGAAUUCAAACAUACUGAACCCAAUCGUAGUGCACCAAGCUAAACCUGGUGUGAGGUUUACGUUCCUGCUGUUUGCCAGAGGGACAGACUGUCUGUUGGUGGGGGACAGUGAUGGGCAGGUGACCGUCUACCAGAUCAAAAACCUCUGCAUGGAAGAAGGCAAGCAGGCGGACAGUUUGGAAAACAUUGUUUGCUCUGUGGUCUCCAGGCAGAUUCAGACUACACAAACCUAAUAUAUACUUUUAGUUUACA